AUGGCUUCAACAUUACCGGAAGGAGCUCUAAACAAGAUUGUAGACUCGGUGAAAAGCCUCAUUACUCCGGCUAAAGGCACUGACACCACCAAAUCGGCGCAAAGUACGUCACCGGCGGGAACGGAAAAGGUUCCAAUGACAAAUACCGAGCAAACCUUGCACAUGGAGGAAGCAGCGCCGGUUGAGCACGAGACUGUGAAGCGCGUCGAACACGAAGUGGUGGAGACUAUUGUCAACAAAGAUGUUCACCAGGAUCAUUACCACCGCACCGUUCAGCCCAUCAAGGAAAGGGUAGUCCUUCCUACUAAACACAUCUACAUCGAAACCGGGUCUGACCGCGAGUAUGACCACCGAGAUGUAGCGGCGACUGCCGAGGGGUCGCAGAGGGAUGCCCACAGGUAUCCAGAUGAGGGCAGAGUCGAGGAGCCUCGGCGCGCCGGGAUGGUUGCCCCUAACCAGGAUGCAGAAGGCUAUGUUGAGGAAAGGGUCAGGCAUGUGGUGACAAAUGAAACCAUUAUACCGCCACCCAUCGAGACAACUCAACACGUCCACAAAACUCGCCACUUGGCCCCAGGGCAACAGUCUGCUACUAAUACGUCCAAGCCCGGUUUGGAUAGAUCCCAAGAAAAGUCGGCAUCUCCAAAAGACGUUGAUGCAAGCGAAGCACAUUGA
This is a messenger RNA of Pestalotiopsis fici W106-1, 672 nucleotides long. RefSeq lists its product as uncharacterized. Bases 1 to 672 code for a protein of 223 amino acids. The transcript has 2 exons. The record is from RefSeq and is a predicted model, not a curated record. NCBI's taxonomy places the organism in Eukaryota, Fungi, Ascomycota, Sordariomycetes, Amphisphaeriales, Sporocadaceae.